This is a messenger RNA of Penicillium olsonii, 3468 nucleotides long. The record is from the annotation of a GenBank genome assembly. NCBI's taxonomy places the organism in Eukaryota, Fungi, Ascomycota, Eurotiomycetes, Eurotiales, Aspergillaceae.
AUGAAUCGUAUCUCACGCUUUGUAAAAUUUGGGGCUACAGUGAAACCUACACCCUUGGAAGAACUCUCAACUGCAGACAUCAACACGAAAGAUCCACGACCUAUUACUCCCAAUAGCGCCGCAGAUGAGCUUGGCCCGCAGCAAAGAAAUGAUGUUGACACACUCUCGAGGAACACUGAUGGAGAGCUCAUGACUGGAGACGAGGAUCAAAACGAGAGUCGGAGGAAGAGGCGACGAACGAACAAAGCUCAAGGCUCGGAACCAAGUAGCUCUGCAAACGCCGGUCUUUCAGCAUGGCUCGGUGUAAACUCCCACGCUCCCACCCCAUCGACCGUCGAUUCUUCAAAUGACGCAGAAAGUACCCAGUCAGCUCCCCAGUCGGAGGCUCCGCCGGCGGAAGCCCCCUCCCCUGAUGUUGUACAAACAUUGCCGACAACAAACGACGAGCCGCCCAAAGUCCCAACUGGUAGAUAUUCGGCACGCCAGAAAAUUCUCAAGUUGAACUCGAAGGGCAAGUUCCUUUCUUCGCCCGGCUCGAGUCCACCACCCGACACGCAAACGAGGGGGAAGAGGAAGCAGGGCAGGCCACCAAAAAGCAACAGAAAGUUGGUUAUAUUGAAGUACAACCUUGAAUCGGAGAAAAAAAUGGGAAAAUUGAUCGACGAUAUCCUGAAAGGGCCUGCCGUUCCAACCAAGCCCGUGUCUACUCCCGUCUCUCAGCCUCGCAAACCGCGACCUCAGCCCCGAAAACCCACCCAUCCUUUCUUCAACAAAACCUCAACGCAAGAUCCGGGCGAUUCAAAACCGGUCGAUGGCCAACCUGACUCUCAGAAGUCAACCUCCAGCACAGAUGGAGCUCCCGACAAAAGCCGCGUGGUACCUGCUUUACAGAGCUCCUUUAUCAGGCCUCCUCGCCGUGUUUCCAAAUUCCCAGAGCUUGUCCAUCCAUUGUGGCCUCCACGAGACUUGGUACACGUCAGAGACACAUGCGGCCCCGCAACAAACAGCGGCUGCGUUUUCCAUGUCUCCCAGGACAGGAAAAAAUCGAAGGUUGCUUCGAUGUCGAUCAGAGAUCAUGAGAAUGUGAUACUCCGUGAAACGGCCGAGGCCAUGAAAAUUGCUCAACGGCCCAGGCAUCAAGGUCAGAAUGGCGUCAAUAUCCUGCGACUUCCUAUGCGUCACGUUGCUAGCAACACCGUUCUACAGACAGCAAUGGAAAGACAGAUGUCGUGGUCCUCACCCAAUCGCCAAUUUCACUGGGGCCCUAACAGCCCACCGUUGGCGAGACUCCGAUCAGCCCUGCUUUCCUCAGCUUCUGCGAUUGAUCUUGGAAAAUACGAGACUCAGCUUUGGACACAAAAGCACGCACCGAAAUCAGCCGACGAUGUGCUUCAAUUAGGACGGGAGCCUCAGAUGCUUCGUGACUGGCUACGUCACCUCAGAGUCACAGCAGUUGAUACUGGAAAACCAUCUAAGGACGGCCCCAAAAGCAAAUCAAAACGCGAGAAGAAACGAAUGAAGCGACAGAAGGCCGACAAACUCGACGGCUUCAUUGUAUCAAGCGAGGACGAGGCUUCGGAGAUGGACAAUAUUUCCGGCUCUGACGAUGAGCUGGCAGGAGAUGUUACGACCUCAAUAUCUCGGACUGUCGUUAGAUCAGGGGACAUGUCCUCAAACUCACACGGUGGAACAAAGCCCCCGAUCUCCAAUGCAAUUUUGAUCAGUGGCCCUUCCGGCUGUGGUAAAACAGCAUCAGUCCAUGCGAUUGCAAAAGAACUCGAUUUUGAGGUCUUCGAGAUCAACGCAGGAACCCGCCGAAAUGCACGAGACAUGUUGGAGCGAGUUGGUGACAUGACCCAAAAUCACCUGGUUCACCUCCUCAAUGAUUCAGAUGGUCUUCCGAGCAGCAAAGCUGCCAGUAAACCAAAUAAGCUGAUGAACUUUUUCAUAGGUUCAUCUGCCAGUACUGAUAAGUCAGGGAAUAAUAAUAGCCCGCAGCCCUCUCAGGGUGAAGCCGAGCCAAAACGGCCCCGGGAGCAGAAGCAAUCAUUAAUACUCCUCGAAGAAGCCGACAUCCUGUUCGAGGAAGAUCGGCAGUUUUGGACGGGUGUUUUUACUCUCAUCAGCCAAUCGAAACGACCAAUAAUCAUCACCUGCAACGACGAAAGCCUGAUCCCCACGCAGGACAUGUCACUCCAUGCUAUACUACGCUACCAAAAACCUUCUCCGGAAUUCUGCAUCGACUAUCUGCUUCUCGUUGCCGCCAACGAGGGCCACAUCUUAAAGAGAGAAGCCGUGACAAGACUCUAUCAAGGAUCAGGACUGGACCUUCGCAAGUCCCUCAUGGAUCUCAACUUUUGGUGCCAAAUGGGCGUUGGCAGCGAAAAGUCGGGCCUGGAUUGGCUUCUCCCUGCGUGGCCACCCGAGUCUAAUGUUGAUCAGAAUGGGGAACGUCUACGGGUUCUGAGUCUCAACACAUAUGAACGAUUUAUGGGAUGGUUCAAUCGGGACUUAUUCCUCUCCCACAGUCCCUUGGAUGCAGAGAUAGAAGCCACUCGCAACAGCUUCCACUGGUGGGGCCUUGGCUUGCGAGAGUCUGAAGACAUGGCCGGGAAGAGCAAUGACGAGCUUCUCCCAGCUGAAACGGUCCGGUCAAGCUCCAAUUUGGAUCGAUUGAACAUGAUGUGCCGCGAAGCGGACUACUAUGACAUGAAAAGCUCGCUUGAUAUUCUUUGCUCCAACUUCGCAACGGAAACCGACAAUGACCUUCUUGACAUAUCUGCACCGCCCUUGCCCGAAGGAUAUCGAUCAAACUAUCUGGAUAACUACCCAGUUUUAGAGACCGGACUCAAGACAGAGUACCCGGGCCUCAGCGAAACCCUCGGCACAACAUUUGCAGCACUCCUCAAUCGGACAUUCCGCUCUAAAGCUGAAGGAGAUGUUGAGAGCGUAUACGCCAACCGAGCCUUGAGCAAGUCGAUCACAACCGCUCAGCCACCACCUGCGCCCCCGUCCACCUUGCCACAGUUCCAGCGCAUCUUUGAGAGCAUCAUGCGCGCCAAUUACUCUUUCCCCACGCCUACCGCCCGACAUGCCCCCUCAUUUGAGAAUGGGCUUGCCCCCAUCACCGAGGACUUGGCUCCAUACAUCCGUGCUAUUAUGGUCUUCGACGGGCGCCUGCACCAAUACCGUAACACGCUGUUCCAGUUGUCGAUGCAGGAGCAUGGAGGAGGCGAGAGGCGAUCGCGCAAUACGCGGGCCAGUCGCGCUGCUCUUGAAGGCGGCGACAAAGCCUCAGUUCGCAAGGAGCGAUGGUUCAGCGUGGACGCACCCUACUAUAAAAUCCAAGCGACGGCCGGGCCCGCAUGGCAGGAGGCUCUCUUUAACAUGGGCCACUUCCAUAUCGGGCCUACCAUUGAGGCAUCACUGCGAGGUGAUUCAACUUCCGGCCACGAAAUGACGGCGUGA